Molecule: messenger RNA, 846 nt
Organism: Closterium sp. NIES-65
Lineage: Eukaryota; Viridiplantae; Streptophyta; Zygnematophyceae; Desmidiales; Closteriaceae
Source: the annotation of a GenBank genome assembly
AUGAAGGAGGAGGAGAAGCAGGGGAGGCCACACACCUGUCACCCCUCGGCUGGCCCCAAGCGGCCCCCUCAGGUCGCCUCGACAGGCGACGGGAAAAAGGGGGGGGGGGGUGGUGGGGGGCCGGUAGGAGGCGACCGGGCCGCGACGGGGCUGCUGGGCCGGGAUGGGGCGGGGCCGCGACGGGGCGGCGGGGCCGCGACGGGGCGACCGGACCGCGACGGGGCGGCUGGGCCGGGACGGGGCGGGGCCGCGACGGGGCUGGUUGGGCCGCGACGGGGCAGGGGCCGCAAAGGGGCGGGGCCGCGUCAGGGUGGGGCCGCGUCAGGGUGGGGCCGCAACGGGGCUGGGCCGCGACGGGGCGGCUGGGCAGCGACGGGGCUGGGCCGCGACAGGGCGGCUGGGCCGCGACGGGGCUGGGCCGCGACGGGGCGGCUGGGCCGCGACGGGGCUGGGCCGCGAAGGGGCGGGGCCGUGACGGGCCGUGACGGGGCGGGGCCGCGACGGGGCGGGGCCGCGAAGGGGCGGGGCCUUGACGGGGCGGGGCCGCGAAGGGGCGGCUGGGCCGUGACGGGGUGGGGCCGCGACGGGGCGGGGCCGCGAAGGGGCGGCUCGGCCGUGACGGGGCGGGGCCGCGACGGGGCGGGGCCGCGACGGGGCGGAGCCGCGAAGGGGCGGCUGGGCCGUGACGGGGCGGGGCCGCGACGGGGCUGGCUGGGCCGCGACGGGGCAGAGGCCGCAAAGGGGCGGGGCCGCGUCAGGGUGGGGCCGCAACGGGGCGGGGCCGCUAGAGGGCGGGGCCGCUGCAGGGCGGGGCCGCUAAAGGGCGGGGCCGCUCGAAAGCUAUAG